AUGGAAAAUACCGACAGCUACCUGCACAAGAAAUUCAAGAAACAGUUGAGCGUCACUCCUAAAGUCCAGAAUGACAAAGAGAACAAAAGUGCUCCUCGAACGGAGCAGAGUGAAGAAAAAACACUCGAAACCACCGCGCCGUCGCAAGAAACCUCCUCUGACACAAGAAUAGUCUACCACCAAACACCCAGUGAAUACAAUCAAACAGUAGAAAAUCAAAUCCUAGACAAUAACAUUGUGCCAAACCAAAGUACAAAAAGCAGUACGGUGAACUCAAACUUCUCCAAGUCUUCCAUAUCAAUAGAAAUCCAACAAUCUUCGAACUCUUACAUAUCACAUGUAGUUUCGAACCAAUCCCAACACUUAACCGCUAGUUUUGAUACGAAAUUUAGGGAACAGACCAACCACACAGUUAGCCCGUCUUCCAUUUUAGAUAGCUAUUAUUCUAGGCAAGGUUACGCUAACGAAGAUAUGUACCUAAACUACAACAACCAAGAGGAGUACCCCGACCUCGAAGCCCCCCCGCCUCCUGACAAGAACCCCAACGGCAAGUACGUGUGCCCCUACUGCAGCCUAGUCUGCUCCAAACCGAGCGUCCUGCAAAAACACAUCAGGGCCCACACCAACGAGAGGCCCUUCCCCUGCACUAGCUGCGGCUUCAGCUUCAAAACCCGCUCCAACCUCUACAAGCACUGCAGAUCCAGGACGCACGCGAAUAGGGUCAUGGGCACCAAAAACCAAGAGGCCGGCAUCGAAUCAGACUGCCAAAGGAACGACAGCUACGUCGCCAACUCUUCUGAGAGCAACGAAGACCCAGCAUCCAUGCAGAAGCCUUACAAACCCAGGUUCCACACCAGCGAGCAGCUCUACGAUAAUUUGGCCAAGGAGAACAUCGAGGAGGACCGUCACAACCAAGACACGUCCUCCGAUUUGUCUUACCACAUCAACGAAAUCAUCAACAAGAACAACUCGAUCGUGAACCCCAACGGAACCUUCCAGCAGAACCGCUUGGAACCAGUCUACGUGGAGCAGCAAAGAACCUCGGAGGAGCCUCUCAACUUGACCAACAAGAACAGGAAGCGUUCUCUCAGCGAGGUAACCGAGCCUGUGGUCCCGAAAAGCCUUAUAAAAGAGCUGCUGCUGAAAAACCUGUCCGCUUCGGACAUGCAGUGUCCCCACUGCAAGAUGCUGUUCCAGACUGUCACCGAGCUGGACGUUCACAAGUAUCGUGGCAACUGCAAGGGGAAAUCUUUGGGCGCCAAGUACACCAGAAGCAGUUCGGUGAACGUGGCUUCCAUUCUCACCCAGAAUAAGAACGCCUUCGACAAUAUCCCGCAGCUGCAGAACACCGUUUUCCCCCUAAACUCGCCUGGACCUUUCCUAGGGAAGACCAGGCUAGUGGACGGAGACAAGAGCAAGUCUUUUUCGUUCGACGGUGGCCACUUGCCCUUAUUGAGUCCGAACGAACCAUCUCCGAAUUAUCUAUUAUCUCCGUUGCCCUUUGAUAGGGAGAAAAAACCAGGACACAAGCUGUUUGGGGGGGAAGUGAAAGUGCAGGGAGUAGGGGAAUCUAAGAGCUUCAGUUUAGACAGCAAAGAUGAGAAGUACGAGCCUGAACCGAGGUACAAUGUGGAGUAUGCCAACAAAUUAAGCGAAAAUCGAGUAGUAAAAUCCUGCUUGCUCCAGUCUGGAGGCACAGUGCUUACCAACAAGACCAACUACAAUAAGCAGAACUUGAAAAACCAGCAAGAGGUCAUCAGGGUCUUUGAAACUUCUUCGGCAUCGCCCAGCAUAGAUAUCUGUAGUUUCGGAAGGAAAUUCACCUUCGACGGGCCUAUCCAAAUGCAAGAAAGAAGGGAAGAAUCCGAACCCAGACUCGGCGAAUCAUCGAAAACCUACCCAGACCAACCCAGCCCCUUGUACAAAAACAUGAUGGAUUUCAGUCAGACGGUACUGAGAAAACUUACCCCCAACUUGAGGCAGCCUAACUUCGCACUCUCCAACGUACCUGCACCCAGAAACACCUUGAUCAAUCCACUGGAAAAAGCUGCCACCAAGCUAGCUAUCCCCACUCCCAGACCCAACCUAGAAAUCACUCUGACUCCUCUACCGGACCCUGAAUCGAAAAAAAACUACUACGAAGCUAGCCCAUUGGCCCUGUACAACCCGGUGAACCUUCUGGUCAACGGCAAAGUGGUAAGGCACGUACCUGGAAUGCCUGGACCAGUCGUAGCCCCAGACAGCUCAGACAACAGCAACAUCGUAGCAGUAGUGAAGCCCAUGCAGCCAACCCUACCACCUUUGCCUCCUCUAAUGCUAGACAGCUGCGGCGAUGAGACCCCGGUGAGGCGAAAGGUCUUCUUGCAGCCCGAGAAGCUUCCGGACAGGCCCGCCAAGUCCCCCAACCUGAAGGUGCAAACCCCCGAAGCUAAGCCCGAGCUGCCGUCGAAACCUCCCGAACAGAAGCCGAAGCCUGCGGAGACCAAGCCGCCAGACGUGGAGAUGAGGAAGUUUGCCAGGCCGAGCAGCUUGGCCUUGAAGCCUACCGUUGCUUCGCUGAAGCAGCACCACGGGCUCACUCCAACUAUGUUCAACCAGAUUUUGAUCAGUCCUGAUACGCCUAGGGUGGCGAAGAAGUACGCGGAGCACUUGAUUCAAGGCAACUACUUUAGCUAUUUGGGGCUGAAGAGCUCGACGAAGCCGGUGUAUUGUACGCUGAACAAGACGCAGCCGUUUUACGUGCCGCAUUUUAAGAAGCUGAGCAUGUAUUCGGAAUGGAGGCAGCAGGAUACCAGGCAGGAUAAAUUGUACGUCAGCAACUAUGAUUCUAGGCAGAAGAGCGGGAGGUAUUCGGUCGCUGGGAGGACCAAAGCUGACUUGAUGACACAUUCUAGCUACAAGUUCAUGGUUAGCGAAUCAUCACAUAAUUCGGAAAAAGAUGACGAACCCCAGAAAAACAGUGGUCUUCCUGGAGGAUAUGAGUCCAAUGAAGACUAUACCUACAUCAGAGGAAGAGGAAGGGGUCGGUAUGUGUGUGACCAAUGUGGAAUACGAUGUAAAAAACCUUCCAUGCUGAAAAAACACAUCAGGACACACUCAAAUGACAGGCCUUACACUUGCAGCCACUGCAAUUUCAGUUUCAAAACAAAAGGUAAUCUAACAAAACACAUGAAGAGCAAAGCACACUCCAAAAAUUCGACAGCAAGCAGCGGUUCGUCGUCCUCGACUCAGCUGAGUGCUCAUAGCUCAGAUUCUGAUACCGAUGAUAGUGGUAUGGACAGCAGCGACGAAUCGACCAGACAGCAAGAGCACGAGGCCGCCUACGGCCUGCUCUCCCUCUCGCAGAAGCCCUCGGGCAGCUCCGACCUGGCGCACCUGCGCAGCUGCAGCCCCGGCGAGCUGUUUAUGUCGACCGAGGAGAUCGAGCACGUGUCGCAGACCAACUACGCGCGCAACAAGUGCUUGGACGAGCGCAACAGGUGCUCGGACGAGCGCAACAGGUGCUUGGACGAGCGCAACAGGUGCUUGGACGUGCGCAACAAGUGUCGGGAAGGGUUUGAUUCGAAGCUGGUUGAGGGGGUGGCCGAAAGGCGGGUGGAUGAACGAAGGUUGGGCACGGCGAGCGGGCGUAGGCCGUUGACUUACCCCUACACAAGGACCAGCGAGGUCUCGCCUGAUGAUGGCCAGUUGUCUUCGUCUCCCAAGCUCGAGAACGUCCCAGCCAGUCCCGAGCCCAAGUCGAUCAAGCAGUUCCACGUGAUCCAGAAGUAUAUGCCACAGCUGGCGGCGAAGUUACCCGAGAAGCUGACGAAAUCACCCGAGAAGCAGGCGAACCAAGUCGGGGUUAUCCAGCCGUUACCGGAGGCUGUGGUGUUGAACAACAAGAGGAACUUGGGGCCUUGCGUCGCCAAAGCGCUGCCCAUCCUGAAGAUCAACGACGUCGUUGUGGGGACAGAGGGGGCGGGGGAUCUGAGGAAAAGAAAGUGUCCUCCAGCUCCGGAGGUCGGCUACAAGAACAAGAUCCAGAAGAACGACGAGGUGAUGGAUCUGUCGAUGACCACGGUGCAGGAGAAGACGGUUAAUGGUGCUGACGAUAAACGGAUCCCAGCGCCGAAGAACGUCGCCAACGAGAUCUACAACGUUCUGCAGAAGCCCGAACCGAUCGUCGAGGCCGAGGAGGAGAAGCCGCCGACCCAGCCACAGCCAAUCAACGGCGCCGUGCUGAUUCUGCGCCCUCUGCCGGCCGAGGACCAGCCGAGCGACGAGCAGGACAAGGCCGGCGAGUACGACAACAGCGCCAUGGAGACGCUGGCCGACAUCGCCACAAAGCAGGUGAAGCUGGAGAAGAACACGCUCGCCAAGAGCGUGGCCACCGAGUUCCUGAAGCUGGCGACGCAGAACGAGCACCCGGACGGCGGAAGAGACGCCUCCAGCUACGGCAAAGACGUCAACGACCUCAUCGCCAAGUCGGAGGGGAACAAGAGCUGUACGAUAUGCGCGAAGAGCUUCAACAAGCCGUCGCAGCUCAGGCUGCACAUGAACAUCCACUACUUGGAGAGGCCGUUCCGAUGUGAAUCUUGUUCUGUGAGUUUCCGCACCAAAGGGCACCUGCAGAAACAUGAGAGAAGUGCUGGUCAUAACAAUAAGUUGUCGUCCUCGCCGACGCUGUCGUCGUCGGAGCCGCGGCCGUUCAAGUGCACCGACUGCAGCAUAGCGUUCCGCAUCCACGGCCACCUGGCGAAGCACCUGCGCUCGAAGCUGCACAUCAUGAAGCUGGAGUGCCUGGCGAAGAUCCCGUUCGGGCUGUACGCCGAGCUGGAGCGGUCGAACAGCCUGCUGACGGAGAUCAACACCAGCGACGGGGACCAGUGUCUGGAGAGUCUGAAGAUUCUAGCUAAAAAGGUGUUUAUCAACGAUCCGAGUAAAUUAAAUCAUGUAGAGAUAAGAGAAAAUAUAAAUGCUGAAUAG
Phaedon cochleariae (mustard beetle) is the source of this 4968-nucleotide messenger RNA. The record is from the annotation of a GenBank genome assembly. Lineage: Eukaryota; Metazoa; Arthropoda; Insecta; Coleoptera; Chrysomelidae.